Messenger RNA from Cephus cinctus (wheat stem sawfly), 2377 nucleotides. RefSeq names its product 4-coumarate--CoA ligase 1. Gene Ontology annotation, biological process: fatty-acyl-CoA biosynthetic process; long-chain fatty acid metabolic process. The coding region runs from base 271 to 1968 and encodes 565 amino acids. Lineage: Eukaryota; Metazoa; Arthropoda; Insecta; Hymenoptera; Cephidae. The transcript has 6 exons. Gene Ontology annotation, molecular function: long-chain fatty acid-CoA ligase activity. The record is from RefSeq and is a predicted model, not a curated record.
AAUGUAGAAUCAGUCAGUUCAAACUCGUCACAAAGCAAAGCUUUUUGCAGAUAAACUCAAGAAAAAAGUAAAACCGUCAGUCGUCAAUCGUUAGUUCAUUCUCUUACGAGUACCAGGAGGAGAAGCUAAUUCCAAGUUACCGGCCGGCUGGAUUCCUUCCCCUUAAGAGAACUUUGACAAAAUUAGCGAACAUCUUAAGGUUUCUCCAGAGUCUGAACAGUCGCCUUUCCUCGUGUUAUCGUGAAUUUUCCGCAAUUCGUGUUCGCGACAAUGACGUUACUAUAUACGAUAUUCGCGCGAAACCUAAGGACGUCGUUAAAGCACCUUGCCCACACCAAUGUUAGAAGCUGUUCUACGACAAUACACAGAAGUCCUUAUCCUGAUAUCGAAAUUCCCAAUCAGACUACAACGCAGUUUAUUUGGUCUCAAUCGGCGAAGUGGGACGAUCUCCCGGCUGUGACAUGUGGUGUUUCUGGAAGAUCGUACACUUACGGCGUGAUGAAGAUGCUCUCCUCUCGUGGUGCUAAAGCCCUUUUGGAGAAAGUCAAAUUAAAACCGGGAAAUAGAGUAGGACUUAUCCUACCAAACCUACCGGAAUAUCCAGUUGUGGUGUACGCUGCCAUGAAAGCUGGACUGGUUGUAACUUUUGCUAAUCCUCUAUCCACAACUGAGGAGAUAACGAGACAAUUUAGAAAUGCUGAGGUUCAAUGUAUCAUGACGAUACCCAUGCUACUGGAAGCUGCAUUAACAGUCGCGAGGGCUCUCCCAAAUUACGCGGCAACUAUCAAUAUCGGAGGAGAAACAGAUCUCGAGAAAAAUGUUUUAGGUAUGCAAACAAUCUUCACUGAAGAAUUUCAGGUUGAACUGCCAGAAGUCAAGAGUACGGAUAUUGCGAUCCUGCCGUACAGCUCUGGCACGACAGGUUUACCCAAGGGCGUCAUGUUGUCCCAUCGAAAUCUUGUGGCAAAUUUGAUUCAAUGCUCUUAUUCAGCUCUCACCAACGUAAAGCAUCCUACUCCGUGUUCUCAGGAAACUGUUCUCUCUGUAUUGCCAUUCUUUCACAUAUAUGGUUUCAAUGGGAUCCUCAACUUCCUAAUGUGUCACGGAGUGCACAUUGUGACAUUACCACGAUUUACGCCAGAAGAUUACUUACGCUGUCUAGCAGAAUACAAGCCGACCACGAUAUUUGUGGUACCGUCUCUGCUACUCUUUUUAGCAACGCAUGCAGAAGUUACUGCCAAAGAUUUGUCCAGCAUAAGGAGGGUAAUUUGCGGGGCUGCACCAGCUACUAAGAAUCUCAUUGACAAGUUUAAACAGAAAUUGAAUCACGCUGACUGCACAGUCGAGCAAGGAUACGGAAUGACCGAGACAAGCCCUGUCGUGCUGUAUACACCACAAGAAACGCCAGUAUCCAAGAUGGGAACGUGCGGUAGACUCCUGCCCUCGACAGAGGCACGUUUAAUAAGUUUGAUUGAUGGCAGCGAUAUCACUCUACCACAUAACCCCGGCGAGCUUUUGAUCAGAGGACCUCAAUUAAUGCAAGGUUACUUAAACGACAGAUCAUCGACAGAGAAUUCUAUUGAUGUUCACGGAUGGCUUCAUACAGGCGAUGUAACCUAUUAUGACGAAGACGGUUAUUUCUUUAUUGUAGAUAGGACGAAGGAGCUCAUCAAAGUUAAGGGUAAUCAGGUAUCUCCCACGGAAUUGGAAGGAAUCAUCUUGGAAGUAACGGGGGUAGCGGAUGUGGCCGUGAUCGGUGUACCCGAUACAAUGGCUGGAGAACUACCGAAAGCAUUUAUUGUUAAACAUCCCGGUGCAAUCGUGACGCCGGAAAUUAUAAAUGAUUACAUUACACCUAAGGUUGCACCAUACAAAAAACUCGCUGGAGGAAUAACAUUCAUUGAAGCAAUUCCCAGAAAUCCCUCCGGAAAGGUGUUGAGGAAUCAACUAAAAGUUUUCGGAAAGUAAAUUAUGCAAUUUAUUAAAAGUAUUGUUGCGGUACCCAAUGGAAAACUGACACGAUUGCUUUCGUGUAACUUUGAAUUAAAAAAGGAAAUCGGAGAAGUUUCGUGGAAAGGAAGAGAGGAAGAAACCAAACAUUUGGUGGUUUAUUGGAUCUUCAACAAACCUAGGAAAUGAAUUUGAAAAAACAGACGCAACAAUACAUAAAGUAUGAGGGGAGCAUGAAGGGACAUCCACUGAGAUUCAUUUCGAUAUAUAUUUCAUGGCUUUCAACUUUGAUUAGACCAUUCGAUAAAAUUACGUGAUUCAUACAUAUAGAAACAAUUACAAUAGUAGAUUUAUUUAAUAUUAAUAUAUUUAAUAGUAUGUUGUAAUAAUAAUAAUAAUAAUUCAGGUAAUUAUGUUAUUAACGAAA